This is a messenger RNA of Colletotrichum orchidophilum, 1359 nucleotides long. RefSeq lists its product as uncharacterized. Bases 1 to 1359 code for a protein of 452 amino acids. The transcript is spliced from 2 exons. The record is from RefSeq and is a predicted model, not a curated record. NCBI's taxonomy places the organism in Eukaryota, Fungi, Ascomycota, Sordariomycetes, Glomerellales, Glomerellaceae.
AUGCAGCGAUCCGGACCACCUCCUUCGACUGCCAAUGCGCCAUUCUUCUCGUCCUCCUUCUUCUCCUCUUCCUCCUCAAAAUCCCGUCCCGGCACAUCCUCAGGCGAACCACCGCAACAGUCCCAGUCCCAACCACCACCGCAGCCGUCCCCCUUCUUUCCGCCACCCCUCCAACAGCAACAAUCCUCCGGCCCCAACGUCCUCAUCAAGGACCGCAAGAACUCGUUCGGCCGUAAGACCUCCUUCAGCUCGCCCAACAAGUCCUACUCCAAGCGCCGCGCCAACAGCUCCAGCUCCGGUGGAGGAGGCAAUGUCGUAGUCACCGACCGCAACGUCCCGCCCGCACUCCCCGACUUCGCCCUCGCCGCCGCCGCAAAGAUCACCCGUGACGCCGACAACAUCCAGAGCCCCGCCUCCGCCGACAGCUUCUCCAGGAUGCUGAGCCGUUCCCAGACCGGCUCGACGAGCCUGGCACCCAGUGACCGCCUACAACCCCCGCCCACCUCCGCGACGCACCCCAACUUGUGGCAGUCGAGCGAAUCUGUCGUGUUGCACAUGCAGAUGCAGGAGAUUGCGAACAAGAGGAUAUCAACGUUGGACUACCUACGCAAGGCACACGAAGGCCGAGUGUACUGGUUCAACACAAUCCUCUUCGACAAGCCCGACCUCGCCCGCAUGCCCUCCUUUGAAUCGCGGAAACUCGCCCGCCGCGCGACAAACUACCUCCUCCUCGGCCUCUCCCUCCCCACAAUCGUCGACCUCUACGCAAAUACCCCGAUCGAGUUCCUCCGCAGCCUCAACAACCUCCUCCAAGAGUUCGAGUCCUUCCAACAACUCCACAGCGAAGGCGGCACCUCCACCAGCUCGCUCUCACGCGCCCGGUUGCCCUCCAUGUUCCGCCGCCAGGGCGGCAAGUCGCGGCGCAGCACCAGCGGCGCCAACGAUAUCGGGUACCCUCUCGACUCGGAGUCGGCGAGCGGCGGGAGCUACGGCGGCAUCGGGGGCUCGUCCAGCGCGAGCGCGAGCGUCAUGUCCUUUGCGUCGAGCGACAACGACCUGCUCCCGGGCGAGGUUUACACGCACCUGCUCACGCCAUCACUACCGUUCGAGCCCGAUUUUUACGAGACGUUUGCGACGCUGUGCGAGGUACUCAUCGAUGUCUACAUGAGGGUGUUGAGCCUGGUGCCCACGCCGAGGGAGACGACGGCACCCGUGGCGGAGCUUUUCGCCAAAGCGGACGCCAAGGUGCGCAAGAUUAUUGUCCAGGGCGUCGUCAAGGAGUUUGAGGACAGCAGCAGGUCGCACAUUAAGACGGAGGUGGCCAAUAUCAGCAAGGUUGUUCUCGGUGGGCUACUGUGA